AUGGCCUCCCUGUUUCCGCGCGCACUUCUGCGCCGGCCGCUGACGGCAGCAGCGCAUGCUCUGCCACAUGCUGCCACAGCCAGUCGCGCCUCAACGUGCCGCGCGCCAACCACCGCCUCUGCCUCGAUUUCCUUGGCUCGCCCUGCUCUGUGUUCGCUGGUUGCGCGUCGCUUCUACUCGGACGGUUCUGACAGCAGCAAGAACAGCGGCAUUCCCCCGCCUCCGCCGCCGCCGCCACCGCCGCCACCGCCGCCACCGAAGCCUAGCAACAUCAAGUUCUGGCCUUUCCUCGUCGUCAUCGCCCUCGGCUCCGGUGGUUACAUGCUCCUCGUGGAACAGCGCAACAACAGUGCGUAUCUUUCCUCCCCCUACCCCUUCCUAUCCGCCUUUCCGCUCUCUGCAAGCCCCAUGGAAGCGUGUUGA
Messenger RNA from Sporothrix schenckii 1099-18, 423 nucleotides. RefSeq lists its product as uncharacterized. The record is from RefSeq and is a predicted model, not a curated record. The transcript has a single exon. Lineage: Eukaryota; Fungi; Ascomycota; Sordariomycetes; Ophiostomatales; Ophiostomataceae. Bases 1 to 423 code for a protein of 140 amino acids.